Messenger RNA from Canis lupus familiaris (dog), 1524 nucleotides. It is a transcript of the gene CER1, whose product is annotated as cerberus 1, DAN family BMP antagonist. The transcript is spliced from 2 exons. The record is from RefSeq and is a predicted model, not a curated record. Bases 1 to 813 code for a protein of 270 amino acids. Lineage: Eukaryota; Metazoa; Chordata; Mammalia; Carnivora; Canidae. Gene Ontology annotation, molecular function: morphogen activity. Gene Ontology annotation, biological process: determination of heart left/right asymmetry; signal transduction involved in regulation of gene expression.
AUGUGUCUGGUCUUACUUCUGCUGCUGGUGCUCCUGCCUCUAGGGAAGGCUGCACAGCAGAGGGAUGGCCGACAAACUCAGAGCUCUGUUUCCCCUGUGAUCCUAGAAAGGAAUCGCAGGGAACUCCCCAUUGGCAACCACGAGGAAGCUGAGGAGAAGCCAGAUCUUUUUGUUGCGGUGCCACACCUCGUAGGUGCAGGAGAAGGCCAGAGGCAGAGAGAGAAGAUGUUGUCCAGGUUUGGCAGGCUCUGGAAGAAGCCUGAGCGAAACUUGCACCCAUCCCAGGACUUGGUCAGUGAGCACUUCCCACCUGGGACCCAUGCCCUCACUCAGCCAAAAGAUGGGAUGCAAAUGGAGAAAUCUCCUCUUCGGGAAGAGGCCAAGAAAUUCUGGCACCACUUCAUGUUCAGAAUGAGUCCAGCUUCUCAGGGGAUCAUCCUGCCCAUCAAAAGCCAUGAAGUGCAUCAGGAGACCUGUAGGACAGUGCCCUUCGGCCAGACGAUCACCCAUGAAGACUGUGAAAAAGUAGUUGUACAGAACAAUCUUUGCUUUGGGAAAUGUGGGUCUGUUCGUUUUCCUGGAGCUGCACAGCACCCCCACACCUUCUGCUCCCACUGCUCACCUGCCAAGUUCACCACGAUGCACUUGCAGCUGAACUGCACCGGCUUUGUCCCUGUGGUCAAGGUGGUGAUGCUAGUGAAGGAAUGCCAGUGCAAGAUGAAGACUGAGCAUGAGCAUGGACACCUCCUACAGGCAGGCUCCCACGCAGAACUUCAUGCCCAGGAUCCCUUCAUCCCAGGAUUUUCCACUUAAAAGGAGAUCCCACUAUUACCUUUGAAAAACACAACUACAAUAGCAAAGGUGCUGGAUUACUCAGUUUGGAAGUGUUAGUGGGUGCAUACUAUUUUAAGGGAAAGGUGGUUCAAAAUAGCGAGAUAGGACAAUUUAGAGGCAAUGGUAUUCAUCUAGUUAUUGGUACGUAUUUGGAUUUUAGUCUUGGCCCUGCCGUCCUGGCAGGAGGAUGUUAAGGAUGUGGAAGCUUUCUCCAUCUCAAGGGCUUCAUCUCUACAUGAGGGACUUGAAUCAGAUGAUUGCUAAAGUCCUUUCCACUACAAAUGUUCCAUGAUCUAGUGUCUCUGAGUUCUGGUAAAAGCCCUACAUCUGAACUUGGAAAAGAAAUAAAGUAGACCCUAAAAAUUGGCUUCUUUGAUAACUUGUCAAAGCACCACCCAAAACAUGUCUCUAGUAUUUUUAGGAAGGAUUCUUUCAUCUCAGACAGUGUUUUAUUUGCCUUCCAGAUAUGCUUAUUUUAUUGCCAUAGAUGUAAGGAGUAGCUUGCUUGGUUGCCUCUUUAUUUUUCUGAUAUUCCCCAUAUAAAGUUCUUAAUGUCAAGUCUCUGUCUUUGAAAAAGGAACAGCAAUAUUACUUUUAGUGGUUUUCAUAGGGACGAGGAACAAUCACUGGUAGCCACACAAGUAUGUAUAUUAUGGGGAACUAAAAAUAUAUGCUCCAGUACCAGGCUUA